AUGAGAUCAUAACUCCUUAUUCUCAAAUCCAUACAAAAGAACACUGCGGGUCUUUGAUCUCUUCUUUUCUUGCUAGCUGUGUUGGAAGCACAGCCAUGAUCGUAGCUGCUCUGAUAUCAUAAAAAUUCUGCAAUCAUUGCCUGAGCAAUUGAAGUUGAAGAAGAAGCAAGUAAAAACAGAGAAGAAGACUGAUUGCGAAUGAUUGAAUGAAAUGAAUCAAUUUUAUGUACAUCAGGCUGCUAUAUAUUUUACACACACAAUCUUAGCACAGCAGAGCUAGAGUAUUUAGCAGUUAACACGUGUACCAUGUGCAUCUAAUAUGACUCUCUUUACUUUUGUAACCCAAAUAGUGGUAUAAAAGAGGAUGAAUGUGAAAACAAACUCAGCAAAUGGCAGCGAUUCCACACCGUCGCUCUCUAACCACGCUUGCAUUUCACACCUCUCCGCAACACCAACUGAAAAGCACAACAAUACCAAUCCCAAAAGAGCACCAACAAGCAAAGCAUUCAAAACCCAUCUCAGAAACUCAAUCCCAAAGACAAAAACAACUGCUUUCUCUCAUAAAAACAUGCACCCAAAAGACCCAUUUCCUCCAAAUCCAUGCCCACCUUGUUUAUUCAAAUCUUCUUCAAGACCCCACCAUUUCCCUCAACUUCUUGUCCCGCGUGGCACUCUUUACCACACGAGACUUGAACUAUUCCCGCCAGUUCUUCACUCAAAUCCCAAACCCAUUAGUUUCUCACUACAACACUAUGGUUAGAGCCUACUCUAUGAGCAAUUCACCUUUGGAGGGGUUUUAUAUGUAUCGAGAAAUGAAAAGGCAAGGCUUGCCUGUCAACCCGAUGUCGUCUUCGUUUGCUAUUAAGUCUUGUAUCAAAGUUUCUACAUUGUUAGGGGGAGUUCAGGUUCAUGCUAGGAUUUUGAGAGAUGGGCAUCAGUCAGAUAGCCAAUUGCUCACUACUUUGAUGGAUUUCUAUUCGUGUUGCGAGAAGUGUGAUGAGGCAUGUAGAGUGUUUGAUGAAAUGUCUGAGAGAGAUACUGUUGCUUGGAAUGUGUUGAUUUCUUGCUGUCUACGUAAUAACAGGACCCGGGAUGCGUUGGGUGUGUUUGAUAUUAUGCAGAGUGAAAGUAAUGGGUGUGAACCCGAUGAUGUUACGUGUUUACUUCUUUUGCAAGCGUGUGCCCACUUGAAUGCAUUGGAAUUCGGUGAAAGGAUUCAUAGUUACAUUGAUGAGCAUGGUUAUGGUGGUGCUACCAAUUUGCAUAAUUCUCUUGUAGCAAUGUACUCGCGGUGUGGGUGUUUGGAUAAGGCUUAUGAGGUGUUCAAGGGAAUGCGAAAUAAGAAUGUGGUUUCAUGGAGUGCAAUGAUUUCUGGUUUAGCAAUGAAUGGAUAUGGUAGAGAAGCUAUUGAAGCCUUUUGGGAGAUGGAGAAGAUGGGUGUUCCGCCUGAUGAUCAGACCUUUACAGGAGUUCUGUCUGCAUGCAGUCACUGUGGGUUGGUUGAUGAGGGAAUGAUGUUUUUUGAUCGUAUGAGCAAAGAGUUUGGGAUAGUGCCUAACAUUCAUCAUUAUGGAUGCAUGGUUGAUCUCUUGGGUCGUGCUGGUUUGCUUGAACAGGCCUAUCGGCUUAUAAUGACAAUGGGGGUCAAGCCGGAUUCAACAAUGUGGAGGACCUUACUUGGGGCUUGUAGAAUUCAUGGCCAUGUUACCCUUGGGGAACAAGUGAUUGAGCAUUUGAUUGAACUUAAGGCUCAAGAAGCUGGGGAUUAUGCUUUGUUGCUGAACAUUUAUUCUUCGGCUGGCAACUGGGAGAAGGUACUGGAAGUGAGGAAGUUUAUGAAGGAGAAAGCAAUAGAAACCACACCUGGCUGUAGCACAAUUGUAUUGAAAGGUGUAGUACAUGAGUUCAUUGUGGAUGAUGUUUCACAUCCUCGAAAAGAUGAGAUUUAUGCAAUGCUGGAUGAGAUUAAUCAGCAGCUGAAGAUUGCUGGUUAUGUUGCAGAAAUUUCAUCUGAAUUGCACAAUUUGGGUGCUGAAGAAAAAGGGAGUGCACUCUCUUAUCACAGUGAGAAAUUGGCUAUUGCUUUUGGAGUUCUUGCAACUCCGCCAGGCACAACAAUAAGGGUGGCCAAAAAUCUUAGAACCUGUGUUGAUUGCCACAAUUUUGCAAAGUUUCUCUCAGGGGUUUAUAACCGAGUGGUUAUUGUUAGAGAUCGUGCUCGGUUUCAUCAUUUCAAAGAAGGACGCUGCUCCUGCAAUGACUAUUGGUAAAACUAUUUUUGGUCUGAGAAACAAAUGUGCAAACCUACAGUAAGUGAAGCAACUGGGUUUGCUAGAGAUUCAUACGAGGGCAGGAUUUUGUAUUACACUAGUCCCCUUGUGUGAGUUUGGGGCAGAGAAGUUCUGUUUGCCCAGGCCACUUAUGUCAUGUCACAGAAGGAUUCAUUUUCAACUUUCAACCCAAUCUGUUGAAUGGCUGCUUCCAUCACUAAAUUCAUGAAAUGUGUGUUAUCUCAUUCUGCUACAUGACAGGUUGCAGCCUUGUUGCAAAUGUUGAACAGAAGAUCCCAUUCCUUAAAGCUGGCCCGACCUCACUUUGUGAUGAUGUUCCCAUAACUUUGAACAUCUUACACAUACUAUUUCAACAGCAAUUUCCCUAGCAAAGAAAUUUGAACUUAUCAAAGGUUCACUGAUGUCUUAAACCUUGAAAUUCUGAAUUUCUAAAUUUUGUGCUGAUGUCAUUGACAUGAAUGAUUUGUUCUUAUUGUUUGAGUCAAAAUAAAUGAUUACACAAGGAACUAGACAUUGUUAAGCAUACA
Messenger RNA from Quercus lobata, 2818 nucleotides. Its product is annotated as Pentatricopeptide repeat (PPR) superfamily protein. Gene Ontology annotation, biological process: RNA modification. The transcript has a single exon. Bases 390 to 2270 code for a protein of 626 amino acids. Gene Ontology annotation, molecular function: zinc ion binding; RNA binding; protein binding. The record is from RefSeq and is a predicted model, not a curated record. NCBI's taxonomy places the organism in Eukaryota, Viridiplantae, Streptophyta, Magnoliopsida, Fagales, Fagaceae.